GAAGUUCUGGUUUGAUCUUAGAGAAAUGUGGCUGGAUCAGGGCAGGUAUACAGGAACUUACUUGUCUGCACCGUGAAAGCACUGACAGAUGCAUCAGAUGCAGACAGAGGGCAAUGCUGCAGGCCUGCAGAAAGAGGGAUGAUCAUCAACCCCGGUGAUUUGUGAGCUAACCCGAUAAGAUGCCAUUGUUUAGGUAACAGGCUGACGAACAUGGACAGCGCGGCGUGCUGCAUCACUCACAGGCACACUUCAUCGACAUAACAAACCGUAUCACAGCCACCUGGAUCUCCUCUUUUUACACCCACCUUUCAAAAACCAGCCGGAUCAUAAAGAUGCAGAAUGCUAAAGGACACGCCAGAUAGAGAUCCUCGGCUUGCGGGAACGUAGCUUCAUCUGUGUUUUUUAAGUCAGCCCAGGUUACAUUAUGAGGGAGCCAGAACCUCUCGUUCCAAAACCACGCCAAAAUACCGGCCAUCUCCCUGCAGCAGACACUGAGACCGGGUCGGAAGAGAAGUCGAUGUCCCCACGGUGUCCCGGAGGUCUCUCACAGGCGAUCUGAGCGUGCACACUCGGCUGAUGAUGAGAUAUCCGUGCUAGAUCUCUGUCCGUCCGUUUCCCCUCAGCUAUUCCAGUGUAGGGAAGUAGACUCAAUCAGCUCCUCCGCGACUGAUUGGUGCGUUGAAAUGUCAUGCAAUACAGUCAGUGUGCGUUACACCGGCGUAACCAAGCGCAGAAUCAUCAUCUUCAUCAUCAUGGCGGAUCAAGGCGAAUCUCCGGCUCCUGUUCACCACCCGCAACCAGCGCUGACAACCAGCUGGCCAAUUACCAGGGAGUCGUACGAGCUGCAGGAAGUCAUAGGCAGCGGGGCCACAGCUGUGGUACAGGCAGCCCUCUGUACCCCCAGACAGGAGCGCGUCGCCAUAAAGAGAAUAAACCUGGAGAAAUGCCAGACCAGCAUGGAUGAGCUAUUGAAAGAAAUCCAAGCAAUGAGCCAGUGUUACCAUCCCAAUGUUGUCACCUACUACACCUCUUUUGUAGUGAAGGAUGAACUUUGGUUAGUCAUGAAGCUUCUGAGUGGAGGCUCUAUGCUGGAUAUCAUAAAGCACACAAACAAAGACGACGACAAAAAUCGAUCACUAGAUGAGCCCAUUAUUGCAACGAUUCUAAAAGAAGUCCUGGAGGGGCUGGACUACCUGCACAGAAAUGGACAGAUUCACAGGGAUGUGAAAGCUGGGAACAUACUACUUGGAGAAGAUGGAUCUGUGCAGAUUGCAGAUUUUGGUGUAAGCGCAUUUCUAGCCACAGGGGGAGAUAUGACAAGAAACAAAGUAAGGAAAACCUUUGUGGGUACGCCAUGCUGGAUGGCACCAGAGGUGAUGGAACAAGUCCGAGGCUAUGAUUUCAAAGCAGAUAUAUGGAGUUUUGGAAUUACAGCCAUUGAGUUAGCAACAGGAUCAGCACCAUAUCACCGCUACCCUCCUAUGAAGGUUUUAAUGCUUACUCUACAGAAUGAUCCACCAUCUCUAGAGACAGGUGUAGAGGACAAAGAAGCGCUAAAAAAGUAUGGCAAAUCAUUCAGAAAGCUAAUAACUAUGUGCCUUCAGAAGGAUCCUGCCAAAAGGCCUACAGCUGCAGAGCUUUUAAAGUGUAAAUUCUUCCAAAAGGCCAAGAACAGAGAAUAUUUGGUUGAAAAGCUUUUGAGUCGUGCACCAAAGAUUUCCCAGAGAGCGAAGAAGGUGAGGAGAGUCCCAGGCUCCAGUGGUCACCUCCACAAGACAGAGGAUGGAGACUGGGAGUGGAGCGAUGACGAGCUGGAUGAAGGCAGUGAGGAGGGCAAGGCGGCAGUAAAUCAGGGCAGGUCACGAAGGGUCAAAGAUGAGGCCAAAGAUAAUGAGGAGAAUGCCAACAAUGUCCCCAUUGAAGGCUUGUCUAUUCAGCAUCCCCAGGUUGAACCAUACGAGGAUGGACCCUACAUUCCAGGUGCUGUGAACAUGGUACUACGGCUAAGGAACACCAGAAAGGAGCUGAAUGAUAUCCGGUUUGAAUUCACUCCUGGAAGAGACACAGCUGAAGGCGUUUCCCAGGAACUGUUCUCCGCCGGCCUGGUCCAUGGGCACGAUGUUGUUAUUGUUGCUGCUAACCUUCAGAAGAUUGUAGAUGACCCAACUACCUACAAAGUGUUGACCUUUAAGCUGGCUUCCAGCUGCGACGACACAGAGAUCCCAGACGAGGUGAAGCUGAUCGGCUUUGCACAGCUGAGUGUUAGCUGAUGUUCUCUUCAUGCCUGAAGCAGGUGAGACGUGGGAGAGAGAGAGAGAGAGAGAGAGAGAGAGACAGUUCAGGGCAGACAGACAGACUGAGGAACACAGCAACACUUCCUGCAUCUUCUCUCCCAACACACUCCUUAAAGACCCCCUCCUCCUCCUCCUGCUUCACUCCCUCUCACCUCUGCUGAUGCCAAGCUCUGCCACCGCCCCCCCCCCCCCUCCUCCUUAAUGCUCCCUGUCCCCCUGACCUUUGACCUUACCAACAUUCCACUGCCCAGCGCACAAACAGGGAUCAGGAUAAAGCCCAGGAACCUAAAGAUGUACUCAGGUGGAGACAUGAGAUGAUUAAGAUGUAGCUUUGAAUGUUAUAUUUAUUUUUUUUCUCUUUCUCAUUUUUGUUCUUACACUUUAUCUUUGACUUUUCUUCACUUUGCUAUACCAAAAUUUUCAUUAUUUAUGAAAUGAUAAGGUGUUUUAUUUUGUUGCCAGAUUGAAAACACAUUUUCUUUUUCUCACCUCUCACAAACUCACUCAUCUGUGAUGUUUCCCUGAGGUCUUUGUCAGAAUGUAAGAUUUACUUAAUUCAUGGAAAAAAGCACAUUUUCAUAACAUGAUGAAUGUCUAAAACCAGACUGAAUUUUAUUUCUGUGUCAACAACCUGUUUAACAUGGACCAGAAGGGGACCAUUAGCUUUGAUUGUGCAGAAAAAAAGAGACCAGGAUGCUACUGUGUAUAAUUUGCUGCUCUUGACCGUGCUAAUGCUUCAAAAAGUUAGAGGUGCCUUGUUCAUUUCUCUGUGCCUAAGAAAGUAGUGAAUGAGCGAGACCACAUAAAGAGCAGAACCUGCUGAAGACCAUUUCACAAAUGUAUUACCCCCCAGCAACGACACAAUUUAAGUAUGUUAACUCAAAGAGACAAGCUACAAUGCACUUUUGGGCUGAGUGUGCGCACACGGCAAGCAGAUGCUUAGCCCCCUGGAGACAAUGAUAAAACAUAACACAACCUGUAAUCCUGUAAUUUGCUCUGGUUGUACUCAGAUGCCAGGUUAAUAUUCAAAAACAACAACAGUUUCAUUUUUUCGCUCUGUCCUGCUGCACUACAAAACCUUUUGUUUCCAAAAAUUACGAUAGUUUCUAAAAUGUACUGUAUGACAAUGCAUCUGAGGAUGAAACCAAAAGGCAACUAUUGAAAGAGUGACGAGCCAUCUGUUUGUCCAAACAAGUCCAGUAGCUCUUAAUUAUUUUCAAGUAUUGAGAUGAGAAAUAUUAACUUCUAAUAAAUUCUUUAUUAUGAAGUAAUUUAUUGUGUUUUGUUUAUGUACAGUAUGUGAACCAUUUCAGCAUAUUAUCCCCUGUUCCCCUUGUAAUCAGCUGAUGUCAAAUUUAUGAUGAGGAGCAACAAUAAAGAAUUGCUAUUAUUUAAAA
This is a messenger RNA of Notolabrus celidotus (New Zealand spotty), 3691 nucleotides long. It is a transcript of the gene stk39, whose product is annotated as serine threonine kinase 39. Bases 684 to 2270 code for a protein of 528 amino acids. Gene Ontology annotation, biological process: protein phosphorylation. The record is from RefSeq and is a predicted model, not a curated record. The transcript is spliced from 19 exons. Gene Ontology annotation, molecular function: ATP binding; protein serine/threonine kinase activity. Lineage: Eukaryota; Metazoa; Chordata; Actinopteri; Labriformes; Labridae.